AUGACCGAUUUCAUUAUUCCCAAGCCUCCGCAACAGGAGAAGUUCAAGGAGAAUCUCCAGAAUCUCCUCAUGUGCCCGGAGUGCAAGGAAGAUCCGCCUCACCUUGUCGAAGAGUUCUCGUCAGGAGACAUGGUUUGCGGCUCCUGCGGUCUUGUGCUGGGCGAGCGCAUCAUCGAUACCCGCUCCGAGUGGCGUACUUUCUCCAACGACGACCAGGGCAACGAUGACCCCUCUCGUGUUGGUGAUGGCCCCAACCAGCUGAUCGAUGGUGACCAGCUCCAGACCACUAUCGCGUUCGAUGGAAAAAACGGCAAGAACCUGUCCCACCUUCAGAACAAGAUCACUCAGGAUAAGAACUCCAAGCAGCUUAUGCAGGCCUAUCGCGAUAUUCAGGGCUUGACAGACAGCAUCAAUGCUGGUACCCAGGUGGCAAAUGCUGCCAAGCACAUUUACAAGCUCGUCGAGGACAACAAGGCCCUCAAGGGCAAGUCUCAGGAAGCCAUCACCGCUGGCUGCAUCUUCAUUGCAUGCCGCCAAACGGGAGUUCCGCGUACGUUCCGUGAGAUCUACAGCCUGACCAAGGUUUCGAAGAAGGAGAUUGGUAGGGUUUUCAAGCAGUUGGAAUCCUUCCUCCAGAAGAUCGGAGGCGAGGAGCAUGCAAUCACGACCAGCAUCCCCACCUUCAACCAGCAAUACCAGGGCAAGGGAUCUACUACAGCUACCGAGCUUUGCGCUCGUUAUUGCAGCAACCUCAACUUCCGCAACUCAGUUGCAGUCGAGGACGUUGCCCGCCAGUUGGCCGACAAGACCAGCACUAUUUCGGAGCUGGCUGGCCGUUCUCCCCUUUCCGUUGCCGCUGCGUGUAUCUACAUGGCAUCCCACAUCAGGAACGAGUCACGUACGUCCAAGGACAUUGCUGCAGUGGCUGGUGUUAGCGACGGAACCGUCAAAACAGCUUAUCGUCUCCUCUAUAACAAGAAGGACAAGCUGCUUGAGGAGAUCUUCCCUGAGGGAGUGCCAAACCUCGACAAGCUUCCUGCGAACUAG
Messenger RNA from Neurospora tetrasperma FGSC 2508, 1047 nucleotides. RefSeq lists its product as uncharacterized. Lineage: Eukaryota; Fungi; Ascomycota; Sordariomycetes; Sordariales; Sordariaceae. Bases 1 to 1047 code for a protein of 348 amino acids. Gene Ontology annotation, biological process: transcription initiation at RNA polymerase II promoter; transcription preinitiation complex assembly. The transcript has a single exon. Gene Ontology annotation, cellular component: nucleus; transcription preinitiation complex. Gene Ontology annotation, molecular function: RNA polymerase II general transcription initiation factor activity; TBP-class protein binding. The record is from RefSeq and is a predicted model, not a curated record.